Penicillium macrosclerotiorum is the source of this 708-nucleotide messenger RNA. RefSeq lists its product as uncharacterized. The record is from RefSeq and is a predicted model, not a curated record. The transcript is spliced from 2 exons. The coding region runs from base 1 to 708 and encodes 235 amino acids. NCBI's taxonomy places the organism in Eukaryota, Fungi, Ascomycota, Eurotiomycetes, Eurotiales, Aspergillaceae.
AUGGAUCCCGAUGCCAGUGUCCCCGCCGAACCGGCCCCCUCGGUCUUCAACUAUGUCCUCUCCUUCCUGCUUGUCGGUGUAGCGUGGGGCUUUACGACCCCUUUUAUCCGGCGGGCAGCCGCCGACUUUAACGCGCGACAAGAAAAGCAGUCCGCCGACACGGCUGCCAAUCGUGGACGAUCGCAGACGCAGUCGUCCCCGCAGCCGGGACUCGAUGGCGAUGGGCAGGAGGAGCAGGAACUCCUUGACCGGGACGAAGAUGAGGAGGGAGUGAGGAGAAGAAGCAGCAGCCAGCAGCGGCUGGAGCUCGAUAAUCGCCGAGCCACUGGGAGGCAAGCAGGACAGGGGCCUGAGGAUGAGACAGAGGAUGCGCCUGCUCCGGUGUGGAUGCGAUCUUCCUCCCAGCAAUCCUGGUUGCGAGCGAAAAUCGUGUCCCUGUUUUGGACUGUGGUGAAUCUGCUUCGCACGCCGGCGUACUCGAUUCCUCUCGUAAUCAACCUGACGGGCAGCAUUUGGUUUUUCUUGUUAGUUGGGCAGCACGAACUCUCUCUCACUGUGCCGCUAGCCAACUCCAGCGCGUUUAUGUUCACCGUGCUCGGCGAAUGGUACGUGGAGAAGAAGGUCAUUGCCAAAGAGACAUGGCUGGGCCUUAUUUUGGUACUGGGUGGGAUUGCCUUAUGUGUGCACUCGAAGAACCAGACUGGGUGA